Colletotrichum costaricense is the source of this 489-nucleotide messenger RNA. RefSeq lists its product as uncharacterized. Lineage: Eukaryota; Fungi; Ascomycota; Sordariomycetes; Glomerellales; Glomerellaceae. The record is from RefSeq and is a predicted model, not a curated record. The transcript is spliced from 2 exons. Bases 1 to 489 code for a protein of 162 amino acids.
AUGCUUAGCGGUGGAAAGUUUAUCCUGGCGAGUGCAUCGGCCCGCGUAAUUACGAGCCGGGCCGGUGGGCGAGCACCAAAAAGGUGCUGGAGCCGCGUCGUGCCCAAGUUCAAUCUCGGAGAUAGUGAAUUCGAUGGUCGGGGCGCUUCGGCAGGGACAAGCUUAAACAUCAAGGUUCGAACGCCAAAGGGCAGCGUUCCAAUUGGCCCAACAACUUUUCAUCUCGUGAGGUAUCAAGAUACGACGUACAGCUGUCGACAUCCAAAGGACGUCCAAUACUCGUCUCCUUCACCGAUGGCUGUCUGUGACUACGUAUCCGUAGACCAUCUGGUGAUCAGGUUAUCUUUGAGCACAUUCUCGCUUUCGAUGCAUGUUCCCACAAGUUCGAUUGGCACAGUAUGCAAUUUACCUGUUUCACCUUCACUGCCCGCUCCAGGGUAUCGAUUCAGGGAAAAGGAGAGUAAAGUUGGCAUGCAGCCCGUUGGCUGA